Cloeon dipterum is the source of this 2328-nucleotide messenger RNA. It is a transcript of the gene Oseg5, whose product is annotated as intraflagellar transport protein Oseg5. Gene Ontology annotation, biological process: cilium assembly. The transcript is spliced from 12 exons. The record is from RefSeq and is a predicted model, not a curated record. Gene Ontology annotation, molecular function: protein binding. Gene Ontology annotation, cellular component: cilium; centrosome; intraciliary transport particle B. NCBI's taxonomy places the organism in Eukaryota, Metazoa, Arthropoda, Insecta, Ephemeroptera, Baetidae. Bases 106 to 2097 code for a protein of 663 amino acids.
AAGGCGCGAAAGGAAAACGAGUGUGCUUGUGUAUGUAGUGCAAGCGAAUGCGGCACUGACUGAUAAAACCAAACUAACGUUUUUGUCUAGCCUCAGGCUGAAAAUAUGCAUUUUCAGGUAUCUGUUUUGCCGCAAAAAACUCAUGAAAACAGUGGAAUCAGUAAUGGAGUUCCUUGCAUUGCGUGGAUUUCACAAAAUGAGUUUUUCACCUGCUGUGGGAAUGAUAAAUCUAUUUAUCGGUGGGAUGCUAAAAAUGGAACUAGUACCAAAGUUUCUGACCUGCCCAUCGAAUUGUGCCCAACUUCGUUACACAAUCUUCAAAAAUCGAAAGCGAAUAAUAAACCUGGGGCCGAGUUGCUAUUGCUCCUGACAACUUCAAAUGGAAAAAUUCUAAUGAUGACUGGAAGUGGUCGUGUUGAGAAGACAGUUGAUGCUCACAAAUCAGAAAUUUUGGUUGCAAAAAUCAGCAAAGACAUGUCCAGCAUUUUAACUGGCUCUGAAGACGGAUUAGUCAAAGUUUGGUCUCGAUCGGCGAUGCUGAGAGCGAGCUUUAGCGAAUCCGCGCCGCUGCCUGUGACCGCCGCAGAUUGGUCAGCGGAUUCGCAAUCUAUCGCCUUUGUACAAGGUGCAUGGGUGAUUUUAAAAUCACUCAUCCCUGGCAUGGCACAGUCCAAGUGGCAAGCCCAUGAUGGGGUGGUUUUGAGCCUCUCGUGGAGUGCGGCUCAAAAUGGGUUGUUAGCUACGGGCGGCGAAGACGGCAAAUGCAAGGUGUGGGAUUCCUCCGGGCACUUGAUGUACUCAAGCGGUAACCAAGGAUCGCCGGUGAUGUGUCUUUCCUGGAAUCUAAAUGGACAAAUUCUUGCCGUCAGCUCUCACAACUCUCUCCGGCUUUGCCAGACCAUAGGAAGAUUCUCAACAUCCGAAUUAAUUUCGAACAGCACUGCGCAUUCACUGUCGUGGAACAAAGAUAAUUCAAGAUUAAUUGGAGCCUGCGGAUCUGGGAAAAUAAUCGUUGCCAAUGUGGUUGGAAGAGAAAUUCAUCGCGACGGAAUUCAAGCUCAUAUGAUUGGGGACAAGGCGGUGCGCGUGAGAGACUUAAAAGCGUCAGAUAUGUGGGAGACCCUAGAAGUCAAAAGCUCCAUUCUCCUUCUUGAAGCUGGCUUCGGACAUGUAGUUCUGGCCACAAGUGAUCGAUGCUUGAUUUACAACACUACAACAAUUAACACUCCGGUUGAAGUGAAAGUGGCAGGUGUCUUUUUACUUCAAGUCGCAUCCAAAUGCUUUUUGGCGGUGAAUGAAUUUGGAUUCUGGUUGUACACUUUGCAAGGACGAGCCAUUGCUGUGCCUCAGGUCCCUAACUUACAAAUUGUGCACUUGACCGAGAGCACUAUUCACUUGACUGCAGACCACUUGGCAAUUCGAGAUUCAACCGAGUUUCGAGUUGUACACAUUCUGGACUUUGGUUUUUCUCGGACCAUUGAUGGACAAAAUGUUCCAAAAAUUCGGUUUAAAGAGCCAAUAAAACAAGUUGCUUUGAAUCAGAUAGAUUCAGAGAGAUGUCUCGCGGCAGUUGAUUCGCAGGGCGAUCUUUACGUUGUUCCAAAUCCAGCCAUUCCUAAUGCUUCAAUCUACAAGCUAGCUAGCAUGGUUCGCCAAGUGAUGUGGAACUCCAGCAAUCCAUACCUGAGCGCUUUAACUGAGAGUGAGCUCUGCGUUUGGUUUUAUCCGCAAAUAGUGUCGUUCAACAAUCAGUUAUUGUUGAACACACGAAUAGAAAGAGACCUGAGCGAAAUCGGCACAAGUGGAGUGAUAACGCAGUUCAGCAAUGGAAUCGUGGAAAUACAGCGUCACGACAAAACAGCUAUAAGCAUUCCAAUAAAUUUGGUUCCGGCGGCACUGUUUUCCCUGACAGAAAAAGGAGAUUGGGUCAAAGCAAUUAAACUUGUGCGACGUGCAUCAAUGAACAAGCCUGGUAGCAAUCAUAGCUUCUUUGCUGCUCGGUGCUGCAUGAAGAACCAACCAAAAAAAUCGCUUUCAUCGUACAUUGCCCUUGGGUUGGUCGACGAAAUAGAGUACAUAAUGAACCAAACUCAGUGACCUGUUUCUUUAAAAAGUAAACAUGGCGUGUAAAAGAGUCUAUAGUAUUUUAUUUUCUUAAAAAAUAACAAAUGUAUUUCCAGCAUAGGUCAAAGCAAAUAAUUCAUUCAUUUGAAAAGCUUGUGUGGAUUCUCGAGACAUUCUUUUGGUUAGCUGAGAGAGAAAGAGAGCUCCUCACUCAUGAAAUAGACCUUUCGUAUCACAAGAAAAGUUUCAUCAUUCCAUGGGCAA